UUGCAAGCGAGGGGAAGUACCACUGCUGGUCCGCUUGGAACUAUACACAUAUUUUAAAACAAAUACACCGCGGUCUUGGGAUUCAACACCGUCUACACUGCAACGGCUUCAGCGCAACCUACAGCAAUGUCGGAGGACCUGAGCUCCCAACCUUGGUCCAUCAACAAAGAUGAUUAUGAGCUACAUGAGGUGAUUGGAAGUGGAGCCACUGCAGUGGUCCAGGCGGCAUACUGUCUGCCCAGGAAGGAGAAGGUGGCUAUCAAGAGGAUCAACCUAGAGAAAUGCCAGACCAGCAUGGACGAGCUCCUGAAAGAGAUCCAGGCCAUGAGCCAGUGCCAUCAUCCCAACAUCGUGUCCUACUACACCUCCUUUGUGGUGAAGGAUGAGCUGUGGCUGGUCAUGAAGUUGCUCAGCGGUGGCUCAGUGCUGGAUAUCAUCAAGCACGUCAUAUCAAGGGGGGAGCACAAGACUGGGGUCCUGGAUGAGCCCAGCAUCGCUACCAUCCUGAAGGAGGUCUUGGAGGGCCUGGAAUACCUGCAUAAAAAUGGACAGAUUCACAGGGACGUGAAGGCUGGAAACAUUCUGCUUGGAGAAGACGGCUCAGUGCAAAUUGCAGAUUUUGGUGUCAGUGCCUUUCUAGCAACCGGCGGCGACAUCACCCGGAACAAGGUGCGGAAGACGUUCGUGGGAACUCCCUGCUGGAUGGCCCCAGAGGUUAUGGAACAGGUCAGGGGUUAUGACUUCAAAGCAGACAUCUGGAGCUUUGGGAUCACAGCAAUUGAGCUAGCGACUGGAGCUGCUCCAUACCACAAAUAUCCACCGAUGAAGGUGCUCAUGUUGACCCUGCAAAACGACCCUCCUGGGCUGGAGACGGGUGUCUCCGACAAGGAGAUGGUGAAGAAAUACGGGAAAUCUUUCAGGAAGAUGAUCUCACUGUGUCUGCAGAAGGACCCGGAGAAAAGACCAACGUCAUCAGAGCUUUUAAAGCACAAGUUCUUCCAGAAAGCAAAGAACAAUGAAUAUUUACAAGAAAAGCUACUACAGAGGGCGCCCACAAUAGGAGAAAGGUCCAAAAAGGUGAGGCGGGUGCCAGGCUCCAGCGGGAGGCUGCAUAAGACUGAGGACGGGGAGUGGGAGUGGAGCGAUGACGAGCUGGACGAGGAGAGCGAGGAGGGCAAGGCCGCUGUGGCGGCUCUGCGGUCACCCAGAGUGAAAGAAGGAUCACAGAACUCAGAGGUUUUCCCUGCAACAGAGCCUUCAAGUAGUCACCUCCAACCUUCAGCCCAAGGCCAAGCCCAUCUACCUCAGCCUGCCAGCCAGGCCCCUGUGCAGGCUCCCCAGGCAAACAUCCCACCCGCUGCCCAGGCUUCAGCCCCUGCGCAAGGCCCACCGGUCACUGCCCCAGCUGCUCAGGCUCCAACAGCUUCUCCUGUGUGUGACGCCUCCCAGUCUCCCAUUAGCUUGGUAUUAAGGUUGAGAAAUUUAAAGAAGGAACUAAACGACAUACGAUUCGAAUUCAUGCCUGGAAGAGACACGGCAGAUGGAGUCUCCCAGGAGCUGGUGUCUGCAGGCCUGGUGGAUGGGAGGGAUUUAGUCAUAGUUGCUGCUAAUUUGCAGAAAAUUGUUGAUGAGCCUCAAACCAACAGAAACGUCACUUUCAAGCUGGCUUCUGGCGUGGAGGGAUCUGAAAUUCCUGAUGACGUCAAGCUAAUGGGAUUUGCACAGCUCAGCAUUAGUUAGACUGUUGUACUACCAUGGACCUGGCUUGCCUAAAAAAUCUGAAAAACAAAGUAAUUAAACUGAACCUUACACCCGUGUGCAAUUUUUAUUUUCAUUGGCCUAAAGAAACCACUACUGCCAAAGAAAAAAAUACCAUGUCGUCAUCCCCAUAGGAUUCAGAAAUGUUGCUCGAUUAAAUAGGACUACACAUUGAAAAAUGUAACAUAUAGGAAUCAUACUAAAAACGUUUACAGUGUAUAUGUAAAAGGACAUGAUCAUCAGCAUUCACCGACCAAUGUUUUCCUUUAUUAUUUUUUUUUUCCUUUUUUGUUUGUUUUUAUAAUUUAAGAAAUGCAUUUGCACAAUCUGAACUAACUCCUGCAAGUCCUGGUGAUUUAACAAUGCCUUAUCUUCAGCAGUACUACUGAAUACAUGAGGGGGCUUUCCCCCGUUUGAGUUAUGGAGCUGAAUUCUGGAAUGAGUGAACGUGGUUUCAGUUACUAGAGUUAAACUUUUUCAGCGUAGGGAGCUGGCAGCACCCUGACAACGCUUUCGACACCUCAACAGUUCAGUGCUACACAACUUUUGCCAUUUUCACAGGCUUAUUAUCGUCUAAACACUUUUACUAGUGAUUGAGGGUUCACAGUGAAUGACGGAUUUCAACGAGGUUGGUUUCGUAGAGCAAAGAAUUAGGGAAUGUUGAUUUUUAAUAUCAGUAGCUAUGCUGUACUGAAGAUACCCGUGUGCCAAGCCUGUAUUAGGAUAAGCAACUGUGGUGUGCAUGCCCCUUUCUUUCAAGGUACCAGUUCAUAUGUUUACUGUAAAAGCAUAGGUCCAGCUCACUCAGCUCUGUGAACCAGUCCAACACAGAACACAACACAAACGAACAUGAUCCACACCUCUUUUUCAUCAGUUAUGUCAAUCGAUACACAAUGGACACCAUGGUGUCACCUUUAACCUUGAAGUACAAACUAUUUGACUGUCAAUAUUUCUCAAUACACAUUGGACUGCACACCAUGCAGUUAACGUAGCUUAGAUUAUAGGAGACCCACUCUCAGUGCAAACCCCAUAAAGAAUCAGGGAUUGGUGCACCAGGAGAUGAGUCAAGACCGUGCUUACAUUGUGUUUGUCAGCGUAUGGAAGAAAGAUAGUCGAAUAUUCAGAUAAAAGUCCGCUUGUGUCCUUCCUCUCCAUUGAAGUCCACAGGAGAGAAGUGAAGUAAAUGCGAGCACAUUUUUCUCCCAAAGUACAAUGCACUUUCAUUAGUGCAGCUCCUAGUUGAGCUUUUUGUCAAAUUCUGAUUGUCUUUGUCUUUUUUGGCUUCGCAACUGUCUGUGAAUUCUGUUCCUUUCCAUAGCACAAUAUUUUAAGCUAUAUAUUAAAUGUUUAACAGCAAAGUAACUGAAGCCACAAGUACUGUCACACAUUAAUGUGUCUGUGUGGGUAUUAGCUGUGAGUUUGAUUUGGAAUCAGUUUCUCAAACACAAAAAGUGCAUAUUAGGAUGACAACUGCAAAGUACUUGAUUAAUGACUUUAGUAUGUAAAUAAUGAAAUUUGGUGUUGAUUAGUUUUUAUACUGGGUGUUUCACACUUGGCCUUUGUAUCUUAAGAGGAAGAGGAAAGAGGCACUGCAUACAGAGAAAGAAAAAGGACAAAAUUGUCCUUUGAUUUUCUUUUCUCAAGUCGGAUGUCAUCAUUGCAGAGUUCCAUUUAGAAACAGCCACACUUUUACAGCACAAAGCCCACAUAUUUUACUUUGAUAUGUCACAUAUCAGUCAUAAAGUUCACAAUUUAAUUGAACAAUGGAAAAAAUGAGAGCUAGAUGCACUCUGUCCUUUUCUUGUAUUUUGUAAAACAGAUCCACUGGAGCAACUGUAGACUCACCUCAAAGGCCAUCCACAGUGUGAGCUUGCGAAGUACUCAUUUUCUUUUCUCGUCUUUUUUUAUAAUGACCUUGCAGUGGACAGUAACAGAGAAAUUAGAAAAUCCACAUUGAAGUGUGAAUACGCCUUAGUGAGGUGUCCACUAGGAAUCAAUUUACCAAGGAGUAACUGCUGGAACCUAAUAUUACCUUGUACUGUGCAGUCAUGGACACUGUUCAGACAAAAUUAAACCUUAACAAAUGUGACAACAACUCAGAUCUUAUUUUAUAUGUUUUUUCACUUUGUUGAUGUAAUGACAUGAAUCAAGUAUUAUCCCAACCUUGAAGCAUUUGGUGCCAUACCCCUGUAUAUGACUGCUAAGGUUGGUAGGGCUUUGUGAGUACUAGCUGUACACAGUGUUGAAUUCUGGAUUGAACCCUGCA
This is a messenger RNA of Megalops cyprinoides (Indo-Pacific tarpon), 4024 nucleotides long. It is a transcript of the gene oxsr1b, whose product is annotated as oxidative stress responsive kinase 1b. Bases 127 to 1740 code for a protein of 537 amino acids. Gene Ontology annotation, molecular function: protein serine/threonine kinase activity; ATP binding. NCBI's taxonomy places the organism in Eukaryota, Metazoa, Chordata, Actinopteri, Elopiformes, Megalopidae. Gene Ontology annotation, biological process: protein phosphorylation. The transcript is spliced from 18 exons. The record is from RefSeq and is a predicted model, not a curated record.